CCUCGAUCCUUCAGAUGCCACCGGCCGGCGGGGCCAUGCCCAUGCGCGCGUGAUGCAUGUCGGUGUCGUGCCGUCCCGGCGUCACCUUCACCUCGCCGUAAAGCCCACGGCUCCACCACCCGACACCGACGACGCCCAACCAACGCCCGCGCGCCAUGAGCCACACACGCCUAAAAGCCUAGCCAGAUCAUCCCGUCCCAUGCGCCGAUGGACACGGGCGUGGCCACGGCCGCGCGCCGCCUUCUCCUCGAUGCCAGCCACGACUCUCGCGCCCACGCCCACGUCGCCAGCGUCUCUUCCUCGAGGCCGGCAGCAGCACCGCCCCCGGCAUUGCUACCAGCGCCGCAAACGUCGUUCCCCAUGCUGCUCCCGGUCUUCAUCCUCUUCGUGCUCCUCCUCUGCUUCCUCUCCAUCUUUCUCCUGCGCGACCUCCUCCACUUCUUCUCCCUCUGGCUCCACCGCCGCCGCCGCCGCCCCCGCGACGCCGGCGCGGACGCGGCGUCCGACGCAGCGGGGUCGGACCCGCACGCGCUGCGCAAGCCGGCCGGGCUGGACCCUUCCAUCCUCGCCACGUUCCCCACGGUGCGGUGGUUCGAGGACGCGGCGGCUGCGCGGUCCGCGCCGGGGGCGGCCGAGUGCGCGGUCUGCCUGUCCGAGUUCACCGCCGGCGACGCCGUCCGCCUGCUCACCGUCUGCCGCCACGCGUUCCACACGGCGUGCAUAGACUCGUGGCUCGGCGCACACACCACGUGCCCAGUCUGCCGCUCCGAACUGGGCGCGCCGCCGCCCCAGCCGGGCCACGCCGCCGUUCACCAAGAACACGACGGGGACGGUGGCCGCAUCACGAUCGCGGUCGACGAGGGACCAGGCGUAGCGGUGACGACCGCAGACCAUACGACGCCACCCCCAGCGAGCCAUGACAACGUUGGCGCUCGAUCGCGAGCUGACCGGUGACACACUAGGUGGCCAAGCACCGAGUGCCAGGUCGCCGGCGUAUUGUCAAGAUUUCUUCCCCCUUUUUUGUGAAAUUUCUGGUGUGUUGGGUUUGAGAGGAUAGCUAGCUCAUAGCAACGGAAAAAAAAUUCUAUGCAGCGGUGAGAUUCACAUUGGGACAUGUGUCUAGCACCGCUCCAUAGAUUUUUUUCGCACGGCAACGGUUCAACGGUUCAUGCAAGCAUGCAUGGUGACACACUGAUACCAUGUGUAUCUGACGACUGUAUACAUUCACAAUUACAGAUACAGGCAUGCUGAUGCGUACUACCAUUUAUGGAAAUGUAUAUACUGUAGUUUUCAUUAGCAUUGU
Messenger RNA from Phragmites australis (common reed), 1303 nucleotides. Its product is annotated as RING-H2 finger protein ATL28-like. NCBI's taxonomy places the organism in Eukaryota, Viridiplantae, Streptophyta, Magnoliopsida, Poales, Poaceae. The transcript has a single exon. The record is from RefSeq and is a predicted model, not a curated record. The coding region runs from base 208 to 954 and encodes 248 amino acids.